CCCCCGCAUCGCCACCGCCGUGCCCCCCUCCGCCCGCCUCCGCCGGCGCUCGCUCGCCCGCCCGCUUGCCUCCCCAGGCACAUGCCCGUGCAGCCGCCCGUCGCCGGGCUUCCAGAGCAGGCUCUGCAGCCGGCCUCGCGCCCCCAGCUCCCAGUUGCUGUCCCCGUCCCCCCAUUCCGGGCCGGGAGAGGCGGCCCCGGCAUGCGGAGGACAGGAUGAUCGCCUCCGCCGCCAGGAAGGGGCCGGAGGGCAGAUAUCCGCUGCACUACCUGGUGUGGCACAACCGUUACCGAGAGCUAGAGAGAGAGGUCCGCGGCGGCCAGGUGGACAUUGAGCAGCUGGACCCCCGCGGCCGGACUCCCUUGCAUCUGGCCACCACAUUGGGGCAUUUGGAGUGUGCCAGGGUGCUGCUUGCGCACGGAGCGGACGUGGGCAGAGAGAACCGCAGUGGCUGGACAGUGCUCCAGGAGGCUGUGAGCACCAGAGAUCUAGAACUGGUACAACUCGUGUUACGGUACCGGGACUACCAGCGGGCUGUGAAGAGGCUGGCAGGUGUGCCUGUACUCUUGGAGAAACUCCGAAAGGCCCAGGAUUUCUACGUGGAAAUGAAAUGGGAAUUCACCAGCUGGGUGCCCCUCGUGUCUAAGAUCUGCCCCAGCGACACGUACAAGGUUUGGAAAAGCGGGCAGAACCUUCGAGUGGACACCACGCUCCUUGGUUUUGACCAUAUGACGUGGCAGCGAGGAAACCGUAGCUUCGUCUUCAGGGGCCAAGACACAAGUGCAGUGGUGAUGGAGAUUGACCAUGACCGGCGAGUGGUCUACACAGAGACCCUGGCGCUGGCUGCCCAUGACCGUGACGUAUUGCUGGCUGCUGUCCAGCCUACGGAAGAGCAGGUGCUCAGCCGCCUCACUGCGCCGGUUGUGACCACUCAGCUGGACACCAAGAACAUCUCCUUUGAGAGAAAUAAGACAGGCAUCUUGGGCUGGCGCAGCGAGAAGACCGAGAUGGUGAAUGGCUAUGAAGCCAAGGUGUAUGGUGCAUCCAACGUGGAGCUCAUCACCCGAACACGGACAGAGCAUUUAUCAGAACAGCACAAAGGAAAGAUCAAAGGGAGCAAGACCCCACUGCAGUCCUUCCUGGGCAUCGCUGAGCAGCAUGGGGGGCCCAAUAAUGGGACCCUGAUCACUCAGACGCUGAGCCAUACCAAUCCCACCGCCAUCACUGCAGAGGAAUAUUUCAACCCCAGCUUCGAGCUUGGUAACCGGGACAUGGGGCGGCCCAUGGAGCUCACCACCAAGACCCAGAAGUUCAAAGCCAAGCUGUGGCUGUGUGAGGAGCACCCCCUGUCCCUGUGUGAGCAGGUAGCUCCCAUCAUUGACCUCAUGGCCAUCAGCAAUGCCCUCUUUGCCAAGCUGCGAGACUUCAUCACCUUGCGCCUGCCUCCUGGUUUUCCUGUCAAGAUUGAGAUCCCCAUCUUCCACAUCCUUAAUGCCCGAAUCACCUUCGGGAACCUCAAUGGUUGUGAUGAGCCCGUAACUUCUGUCCGAGGCAGCCCCAGCAGUGAAGCCCCAUCCCCCAGCAGUGACAACUCCAGCAUCAGCAGCUCCAGUUCCAUGACAUCAUGCCGAGGCUGUGAGAUCGCGCCCUCCCUGUUCGAGGCACCCCGGGGGUACAGUGUCCUAGGCAGCCAGAGGGAGCCAGGCCGAGAGGAAGAGGACGAUUUGUUGCAGUUCGCAAUCCAGCAGAGCCUGUUAGAGGCAGGCAGUGAAUAUGACCAGGUCACCAUCUGGGAAGCGCUGACCAAUACCAAGCCUGGCACCUACCCCAUGUCCCAGGAAGGCCGAAGGCCAGACAGGCCCCCCCAGCACACUCCCCAGCGGCAGCCCGGGCCCCCGGCCCCCCCAGCCUCCGCGCCCAGCCCUGGCGGCCCCGGCCACGUCUUCCCUAGCUACGAUGAACAGCUUCGUCUGGCCAUGGAGUUGUCGGCCCAGGAACAGGAGGAGGCUGAACGGCGGGAGCGCCAGGAGGAGGAAGAAUUCAAAAGAAUCCUUCAGUUGUCACUGACUGAGCAGUAGCCCCCGUGGCCCCCCCUCUACCCCUCCCCUCUCUCCACUCCCCAGGCAAGGGACCUCCGCCUCCAGCCUCAUGGGGACCGCUCCGCAGGGUGCUAAGGCUGGGGAUGCCCACUGUGGGUCAGAGCCCAGGACAAGCCCUCCCCACUGGCUUGGUGGAGGGUGGGGCCCGGACGUGACUGAAGGGGAGGGGAAGGACAUUCCCCCCACCUCAACCCCUAUCCCCAUCCCUAUACUCAGAUUGAGCCACUGGGAGGAAGGGGAAUGGGAGAGGUUCAGAACCGAGCCCCUGGUAGUGCUGCAUGAGCACUGGGGUCACAAGUUGGGGAUUGUGGACAGAGUAGGGUGACCAGAGGUGGUGACUGGAGCGGGGGGAUGGACGGGGGGAUGGGUGAGGGGAGGCGCUGGAGUGAGGGAAGGGCCAGGCAAACCAAGGAGGUCCAGAGCAGAAGGGCCUCGAGCGCACCUGGGGAGGGGGAGGGGGAGGGGUCAAGGGAGCCACUUCGGUCCCGGGGCACGUGUGGCUCUGACCGGUUCUUUGCUAGCUGUGCCCUGGCCUCCUCCCCGGCAACCGACCCCAGCAGCUUCUCCCCCAGCCCUUCCUUUGGUGGGCAGGAUGAGCCUUUCAUUGUCACACUUCCACUCAUGAUUCAAGUACCCUUCCCAGAGCAGCACUGGGGCGGGCAGGGGGAGGGGCGCAGCUCGGACCCUGGAUAGGUGGAGGGAUAGGCGAGCAGGACGCUGUCUGAGCCCUGGCCCCUUUGCCCCAAUACUGACUCCUUGCCUGCUUACUCUGCCCUGGGGAAACGUUCUUAGACCCCCUUUCCAUAUCUGGCCCAACCCCCUUGGGGGGAGGGGUGCUCAGCUCCACGCCGUGUGCUCCACCCCAACACAAACCAGCACCUCGGAGGGGCCUGGCCCCCCUCGACCCCUCCCUGAGUCAAGUGCACUUAGCUGGGCCUGGGCGCCUUGGGCGCUGCAGCCAGCUCCCCCUUCCCCACCCCUCCUGGUUCUCAGGGUGGCCCUGACCUCUCCCAGGUGGCGGAGCACAACGCUGGAACCCAUGCCUAGGGACCAGUGCUGCCCCCUCCAUCAUGGGCUGCAAGAGCAGGGAGGAGGGCAAAAUGUCACCCCCACCGUACGUGGUGCCCCCUCCUCAAUGCCGGGGAGGGCCCAGGCUGCCCUCUGGUGUCUGAGAGGAUGGGCGGGAGGGGGUAUACUCGGCAUCGGGACUCCAGGAGCCCAGGUCAUGAGAUCUGGGGUUGAGAUGGUAGUGGUGGAGGUGUGGUGUGUGAGGGGGUUACACCCAGCUCUCCUGAUGCCCUCUGGCACCACAUGCCCCCUCCCCAGCCCCCCACUCCCACCAGCUGCUGCUAUCCCACUCCACCCCUGCUGAGGGUGCAACCACAGAAACCUUCCACCCAAUGGUGCUAACUCCUCCCUGCUCUCCCCUUCCCCACCCAGCCCCAAGAAGCACAGACCCCCGGGCAAGGGUCCCGAUGCACACAACCCCCCACCCCCAUCCCCAAAGGACUGGCUCACACUGUGAGAAGGGCCUGCCCAGCCAGACAACUCCAAAUACACACACACACACACACACACACACACACACACGACAAAAAAGCCACAAGAUUGAACCUUCCUGUCCCACCCACCUCUCCCUGUCAUUUCCCCACCCUGGGCCAGGGACACUCCAGCAGAAGAGACACAAAUAAAACAAAACAAAAAGGCUUUAAAACUGGCAGUUCUCCUACUGAGACUGAUUUUAUUGGGAAAAGCCCACGGGGAGGUGGGGGAGGAGGCUGGGCACACUCCCCACAGGUGUGGGGGUUGUUGAAGGUCUGGCCUCACUCAGGGCCCUCUUCCCCAAGGAGGGAGGGAAAGGGGCCAUUCUUGGGAGGGCCCUUAGACACCCUCCUGCCCAACUACCCUAACGAGGCAAUAAACCCAAGGUGUGGCGCCGGUGGCGUGAACAGCUGGUUCUCCAGCCGCCACCCAGGCACACGAGGAGUCCGCAUUCCCCUUGGGAAUCCUGGGCCAGGAUUGAUUAUGUUGAGCCACUUAAAAAAUGCUUCGCUCUAUCUUUGCCCAGCUGAUCCUUUCUAGGGCUCAGCAGAACGAAAGCCUUGAGAAGAUUUAAAGAUAAAUGUCUUUCCUUCCCUUCCAAGCCUCUUCUUCAGGCUAAAUGUCUGUUCCCUCAAGGGGACCUUCUAUCCCAUGAUUUCGAAUGCUGUCACUUAUCUGGUGUGGUUACAGUUUGUCAUCCCUAAAACGGACCGAAUGCCUUAGAUGUGGGAUGAGGAGGGAGACAAGCCGCAGAUGCAUAGUAACAUUUCAUAAGCACCAGGGGUUGGUGAGGGGAAGCAGUCAUGCUGGCUCCUUCCACAUCCCUCCCUAGGAGAUUCAGCAGCUGUGGGCAAAGCGGCAGGGGUCCUCUGACCCCACCCCCCACCCCCGUGCUCCCCGAGAUGGAAGUUCCAUCCUUUUCAGCCUUCAGCCCCAGG
This is a messenger RNA of Phascolarctos cinereus (koala), 4579 nucleotides long. It is a transcript of the gene ANKRD13B, whose product is annotated as ankyrin repeat domain 13B. Gene Ontology annotation, cellular component: cytoplasm. Lineage: Eukaryota; Metazoa; Chordata; Mammalia; Diprotodontia; Phascolarctidae. The record is from RefSeq and is a predicted model, not a curated record. Gene Ontology annotation, molecular function: protein binding.